Messenger RNA from Medicago truncatula (barrel medic), 1381 nucleotides. RefSeq lists its product as uncharacterized. Gene Ontology annotation, cellular component: clathrin vesicle coat; membrane. Gene Ontology annotation, biological process: endocytosis. Lineage: Eukaryota; Viridiplantae; Streptophyta; Magnoliopsida; Fabales; Fabaceae. The record is from RefSeq and is a predicted model, not a curated record. Bases 230 to 1069 code for a protein of 279 amino acids. The transcript is spliced from 3 exons.
AAAGGUUUUUGUGACUUAAAGAUAAAGCAUAGACAUGAAAAGAUAGAAGACAGAAGCAGCACACUGGUAACGUGGUUUUUGUUCUAUCUUUCUCCCAAAACAGUUGACCUUGGUGUUGUCUUUGUGUUUGUGAGAGUAACAAAGACAAAGACACCACACCAUUCAUUAACGCGUUUCUCAAAUUCAAUUCCAUUCAAACUCAAACUCAAAUUCUAACUUCACCAAAACGAUGUCGUUAGAAGAAGAAGAAGAGGGUUUCGACCAUACACUCCUCGUCGUUCGCGAAGUCGCCGUCUACAAGAUCCCGCCGCGUACAACCUCCGGCGGUUACAAAUGCGGCGAAUGGCUUCAAUCGGACAAGAUCUGGUCCGGCCGUCUCCGCGUCGUGUCCCGCCGUGACCGUUGUGAGAUCCGGUUAGAAGAUCCGAACUCCGGCGAUCUCUUCGCCGCGUGUUUUGUUUUUCCUGGUCAGCGUGAGGGUUCGGUUGAACCGGUUCUCGAUUCGUCGAGAUAUUUUGUUCUGAAGAUUGAAGAUGGACAAGGGAAGCAUGCGUUUAUUGGAUUAGGGUUUGCGGAGAGGAAUGAAGCAUUUGAUUUCAAUGUUGCACUUUCUGAUCAUGAGAAGUAUGUGAGAAGAGAACAUGAUAAGGAGUCUGGUGAUGCUGAUGCCUCGGAGGAUUCGCAGAUCGAUAUUCAUCCCGCUGUCAAUCAUAGGCUUAAGGAGGGAGAAACCAUCAGGAUUAAUGUGAAGCACAAGGCGGCUGGUGGAGCUGGCAUGCUUUCAGCUGCUGGCCUAUCGGGUGUGCAUGUAGCAACACCAAAGCCAAAAGUAUUGAACCUUGCUCCCCCACCGGGUGCAGGGAAAAUCAGAUCUGCUCUUCCACUCCCACCAAAUGAUCCAGUUGCUGCUCGGAUUGCUUCUACCAGUCCCGUAUCUAGUGUUAAAGGGACAAAAGAAGGUGUGAAACAGUCUACUGAUUCUCUAUCAGAUCUUUCUCAAUUACAGAAGAAUCUUCCCUCAUCAGCCACCCCUGGAUCGACACCUGCAUCAGGAUGGGCAGCCUUCUGAUUAUAUAUACAGCCACUCCUGGAUCGACAGCUGCAUCAGGAUUGGCAGCCUUCUGAUUAUAUAUACGAGUAUCUUAACUAAGAGGCUUUUAUUAUUCUCUGAAUUAUUUUGGGGGUUUUUCAUUUUGAGAAAAGAAAUAUUGAAGGAAGCUGAAGAAAGAGGUGUCAUAAGUAUAGUUAGCACAUGAUAUUGAGUAAUUCGAUUGCUCGAGGAAUGUCCUGGAAAUAUUGAUGUUUUUCCUUGGUUUGUAAUAACAUGUUUCUAUAUCAUAUAAAGUUAAUUUCUCCCCAAUCCCUUGAUCUCUCCCAAUCU